Scleropages formosus (Asian bonytongue) is the source of this 961-nucleotide messenger RNA. Its product is annotated as serum amyloid P-component-like. NCBI's taxonomy places the organism in Eukaryota, Metazoa, Chordata, Actinopteri, Osteoglossiformes, Osteoglossidae. The transcript is spliced from 2 exons. The record is from RefSeq and is a predicted model, not a curated record. The coding region runs from base 153 to 830 and encodes 225 amino acids.
CUGGAUAACAGUCAUGUGGCCACAUAACAGCAGCGGCUCCAAACGUGAGCAUUUCUUACUCGACACCAUCCGGCUCCGAUUUGAUCCCUUCGCUCUUGUCCUGCCUUCGAUUUGUCCGGGAGCUGAACGAUUCCCACGAGGAACUGGGAGCGAUGGAAAGACUGGUGUUCUCAUUCACCCUGCUGGUGACAUGUGCGGCUGUGCGUCAAGACCUCUCUGGGAAGGUCAUGAUCUUCUCACGUGAGUCCAACACUGCCCACGUGACGCUCACCCCCGAUAAGACCACCGACCUGCACGCUGCCACCGUCUGCCUUCGUUUCUUCACGGACCUCGAAAGGACCCAGAGCCUCUUCUCGUUGGCCACUCGCCGUAAGGACAACGGCUUCGUGUUGUUCACGGCAGACGGUGGCAUGUACCAAGUGUGGAUCAUGGACAGCCUCACCAUGUUCUGGGGGCUCCCACAGAAGCUGAGCGAGUGGAUGUCCUUCUGCGCGACCUGGGACUCGGUUACGGGGCUGACCCAGCUGUGGGUCAACGGGAGGCCCGGUCUCAGGAAGUCCCAACAUCGUGGAGGAAACAUACCUGCACCUCACAGCAUCAUCCUGGGCCAGGAACAGGACACCUUUGGAGGGGAUUUCAAAAUUACGCAAUCGUUCUUCGGUCAUCUCACCGAUCUUCACAUGUGGAACUAUGUGCUCUCUCCGGUGGACAUCCAGCACUUCACAGAGGACGCCACGUUCUUGCCGGGGAACGUGCUCAAGUGGGGGGACCUGGAGCAUACCAUUCACGGGUUUGUUGUGGUUGAAGAUAAGCAGCGUCUAACGGAGUGAAAUCAGAAUGAAAGACCGACCGCUUCGAGAGAGAGUGGAGCAGUACGCAGUCCCGAGAUCCGGCAAAAUUCGAAAUAAAUUGCAUAGAGACUUUGCCCGCAGAAUUACAUGGUGUUUACAAGUGUGCUUUA